UUUUUUCCAACGAGGAAAGGAACUCAGCUACCAGGACUCCUUCCUCAACUCGGAACUGAAGAUGGAAACUCGUAUAAUUUUAGGGGUUCUUCUGUCUAUCUGCAGCCUCUCCCUUAGUCAAGAAUGUAGACGACAACUUCUGGAGGAUGUAGAUUUCCCUGGAUCAGACAUCCAAUUUGUCUUCUCUCCCGAUGUUGAUCACUGUCAGCAACUUUGCACCCAGCACCCGGCCUGUCUCUUCUUCACCUAUCUCCCUGCUGAGUGGACCCAAGACAACAGGAACUUCUACUGCUACCUCAAGACCAGUUUGUCUGGAGAGCCUGAUGUGCAGAAUCCGGUGCAGGGGGUCACCUCUGGAUUUUCUCUCAAGCCCUGCAACCCAGAUCCCAAGCCUUGUCUGCCUCAGAUGUACCCUGACCUGGACUUCCCAGGUGCUGACUACAGAGCCUUGUUUACAGAAGAUGCUGAGGAGUGUCGCAGGGCCUGCACACAGGACCCUGCCUGUCAGUUUUUCACUUUCCUAAAUGAAGUCUUCACACUAGAAAACUUCAGGUACAAGUGCCACCUUAAAUUCAGCUGGUCAGUGCCAACACUUCCAAUUGUUGAAAGAAAAGCUGGUUUAGUGUCUGGAUUCUCCAACAAAGUAGGAGCAUUUCAGGAGGGCAAACCAGUAUGUCAGGGAAAGCUUUUUCCAAACACCGACAUCCCAGGAAAUGACGUAUUGGUUCUUCCAGCUGCCUCUCCUGAACACUGUCAGAAUCUGUGCUCUGCUCACACAGUCUGCGCCUCCUUCACUUUUGUCAGUAAUGACUUCAAUUGUUACCUGAAGGAAAAUGAGAAUGCAAUGAUUCUCAAAGAAAAAGAUGGAGUUGUAUCUGGACUACCGGCACGCUUCUGUUGGCCAGAUAACAGCUGGGUUAACGUUGCUCUCGAAGGAGUAGAUUUCCCUGGAAGUGACAUUCGCAAUGAACCGAUCGAUGACUCAGCCUCUUGUCAGAGGACCUGCAAUGAGGAUGCUAACUGCCAGUUCUACACCUAUCUCACGGCAGACUUCCCCGACAUUAAUUUCAGGCGCCGCUGCUUCCUCAAGCGUGCCAUCACCAUGCCCGCUCCUCCUGAAGUCGCCAAAGUGGACAAUCUUGUAUCAGGCUUCCAACUGAGGAACUGCGUGUGAAUUGAUACAGAAACACAGACGCUGUUUUUAAUAUGGCCACUUGAUCUGUUGUUCCUGAAAUCAGUUGACUGCAUUUUAAGCUGCAAAUGAUUUUUUUUUUGUGUGUAAACAAGCGCAAUAAAAUAUGGAACAUUUGUU
This is a messenger RNA of Pungitius pungitius (ninespine stickleback), 1312 nucleotides long. Its product is annotated as coagulation factor XI-like. NCBI's taxonomy places the organism in Eukaryota, Metazoa, Chordata, Actinopteri, Perciformes, Gasterosteidae. The record is from RefSeq and is a predicted model, not a curated record. Gene Ontology annotation, biological process: proteolysis. The coding region runs from base 62 to 1174 and encodes 370 amino acids. Gene Ontology annotation, cellular component: extracellular region. The transcript is spliced from 10 exons. Gene Ontology annotation, molecular function: protein binding.